Messenger RNA from Clunio marinus, 7009 nucleotides. NCBI's taxonomy places the organism in Eukaryota, Metazoa, Arthropoda, Insecta, Diptera, Chironomidae. The record is from the annotation of a GenBank genome assembly.
GGGAAGUCAGAAAGUUUAUUUUUUAACUUCAAGUUUAUUCAGUUCAUUAUCAUUGCGUCUAAAUUAGUAUGUUAACCGAAAUAUGAAGUGAUAAACAUUGCUCCAAGCGAUAGUCAUAAAAUGAAUUCAAGUUCAUAGUCAAAUUUAACAAUUUUAGUGUUUUAAUGCUUAAAAUAAGAAAAUCAGAACAUAAAAAAUAUUAAACAAUGAAAUUGUAUAGAAUUGUUCAUCACCAGCGAAGUGUCUAUCCUGAAGACCUUUUAUUAAAUCCCAAAGAACAUCCGACAGUUAAGAAAGGAGAUAUCGUGGAAAUUUAUCAUCCUGAAGAUGAUGAUGAGAAAGGACAACAACGAUGUCGGCUUCUUUUACAAGUUAGCCUUGCUAAGGAUUCACAAAGUCAAAGUCGCGACUAUGUUAGUGUCGAAUCUUCAAUUGCUCUCACAUUUAAUCUUAAGAAUUACGGAGACGUUUACAUGCGUGUAAUUAAUGAUCCAGCUUCGGUCGCCCUUGACAGUGUUGAGAUAACUUUCAAGGAUCAAUAUAUGGGCAGAUCAGAAAUGUGGCGCCUUAAGCAAUUUCUUACCAACACUUGUGUUUAUAUCAACAAAAAAAUCGAGUAUUGCGAGUCAAUUCGCUGCCAAGUUUAUGAAAUGUGGUCAAUGGGUGAACGCGUCGCUUGUGGCGUCAUAAACGACGACACAAAAGUUGUCUUUCGUUCAUGCACAAGUUUAGUUUAUCUUUUCAUCCAAAUGAGCUCAGAAAUGUGGGAUUUCGACAUUCACGGUGAUCUCUAUUUUGAGAAAGCUGUGAAUGGAUUUCUCACAGAUCUGUUUGCUAAAUGGAAGAAACAAAGUAGUAAUCAUGAAGUGACAAUUGUUCUUUUCUCGAGAACUUUCUAUGCUGCAAAAUGUUUGGAUGAAUUUCCUGUUCAUAUGCGUGAUUGUCUUCAACAAGAUUAUCGUGGACGUUAUUAUGAAGAUUUUUAUCGAGUAGCAAUUCAGAAUGAGAGGAAUGACGAUUGGAGUACGAUUCUUGUUCAACUUCGAAGACUUUUCACUGCAUAUCAAGACAUGGUUUUGAAUUAUCAUCAACGACCUGGCGUCAUGAUUCCACCAGCAACAAACUCAACAGCAGCUCAAGGAAAUUUCCUUGAAGUUCUCAACAUUUCACUCAAUGUCUUUGAGAAACAUUAUUUGGAUCGAAGUUUUGAUCGCACUGGUCAAUUAUCAGUCGUCAUAACGCCAGGUGUCGGUGUUUUUGAAGUUGAUCGUGAACUUACAAACAUCACAAAACAAAGGAUAAUCGACAAUGGUGUAUCGAGUGAUUUAGUAUGUGUUGGUGAACAACCGCUUCAUGCUGUGCCUUUACUGAAGUUUCAUUACAAAGAUUCAUCAUUGACAUCUGUCGAUGAUUAUUCAAUGCCUCAUUGGAUCAAUUUAAGCUUCUAUUCAACCAACAAAAAAGUCGCUUAUUCAUCGUUUAUUCCACGAAUUAAAUUGCCGCCACUUAUCAAAAAGAACGAAGAAGAGGCAAAUGCAGCUCAGAUUAGAAAGUUGAAGGAAGAAAUUAGUUUUUAUGAUGAUUCAAAUACUGAAUAUAUUCACAAUUCACUCUUCGAUUACGAUGCCUAUGACGCUCAAGUGUUUGUGUUGCCUAGUCAUGGAACAAGUUCUUCAUUACAGAGAUUGUCAAGAACGAAGAAAAUUUCAGUGCCAAGUCUUGACGGUAUUGGAGUUGGAUAUUCGACUUCAGUAUCAUCAGCUAAGGAAUGGGAUUUUCCAACAACCACAAAAAGUCAUCGAAGGAAAAUGUCUGAUCCGGAUAUUCAUCAUUCAAAUUAUAACAACAUUUACGAGAAUAAUUCUCCAGUGCUGAAGGAAUCUGUUUCACAAUCAGCUUUGCCGAUAACAGCAGCGACAGUGACGAAGAUAAGUCGAAAAUCACUUCAUCGUACAACACCUUUCAUUAGAAACGGACGUGCAUUAAUUAAUCCUUUCGAUCCAUCACAUGUGACAAUCAAAUUGACAUCAAAUCGACGACGUUGGUCGCAUAUUUUUCCAAAAGGUCCUACUGGUGUUCUCAUUCAACAACAUCAUUAUCAAGCUGUGCCAACAACUCAAUCAUCGGAAGCAAACUUUUCACGUGAAGAUUCUUUUACAUUGUCGAAUUGCGAUGAUUAUGCGCAUACAUCUUUGUGUCAAGUUGCAUGGCGACAGAAGCAAAACUCAAUUAGUAAAUCUUUUGAGAAAUUUGAUGAAGAUUUCAAUCGUUCAAGUGUCAAUAACACGCCAGUAGAUCGUCUUGGUUAUUUGAGUGAACAAAUAUUUGGUCAAAAGCGUAAGCCAUCAAUGAUGAAUUCGCCUUUUGGAUCAUCAGCAACAGCAACACCUUCUAAAACACUUCUUUGGGGUGCAACAGGUGAACAAGAAUGGACACCAGCACUAACAACGGCUGGCAAGACAAUCAUAGGUGUUGAUUGGAAGUCUUUGACAAUACCUGCAUGCCUUCCAAUAACAACGGACUACUUUCCUGAUAAACGCUCGUUAAAUAAUGAUUAUGUGUUGUCAAUCUAUCAAUUAUUACCGGAUGAUGUCAACGCUGACUUUAUGAGGCAUCGAGCAGUUCAGAGGAAGCCGCUUUCAACGGAAGAAGUCUUUAAAGAGCUCGUGUCACAACGAUUAGCUCAAGGAUUUCAAUUGAUUGUUCUUCCUGAACCACCACAACAACCGUCAUUUGCACCAUGCUGUGGUGGAUCAAUACAAACAAAACCAUCGCCUUCAGUUGUCGCUCCUGUUUCACCUGAACAUACAAAGGAAUUUCUUCUCUCAAUCGGUCGGAUCUUUCAUAAAAUUACUUUAACUGGAUCUGAAAUCAAAGUGACACGUUAUCGACCACGACAUGCUUACACGCCGAUUAACGUUGAUUAUCGUUAUCGAUUUCACGCACCAAAUCAUGACACUUAUGAAGUGUCGGGUGUGAGAUUCACAACAGAGAAGUUGGAGAAUUUCAGUUGGAAUCAUAUGGAUCAAUACAUUUGCACUCGUGGUGACACUGACUUCAUGCUUCAAGAGUCAUUAAAAUACUGGCGCUAUCGAAUGUAUCUUCUACCUAAAGACGAUCCAAUAAUGAAACGAAUCAUCGAUGAAAACACUGAACAUUGCGAUGUUUACAUUCGUGAGAAUUCUCAGCUGCUCGUUAAGCAACAGGUUGAAGAAUUUCUCCGUUUUGUUGAGACGCACUUGAAUAAAAUUAAACGCGUGAAGAAGCCGAGGGGAAGUCCAACGACGCAACAAUCACAUUUAACAAGACGUCGACACAGUACAAGCACCAGCAUACAAUCACGUCCACCAGCUGUUCAGAAUCAGUUGUCAUAUUUGCUUCAUAAUUUGAUGUUAACACCAAAUCCAAGUCCCACACAAUCGCCAAUAAGAUUGCAAAAGUGUCAUAGCACGAGUGACUUGAUUUUCAGUGCAAUAAGAUCGGGAUCGAAGAUUGAGACGAAAUCAAUGUCAAUGGCAUUGCAAGCGACACUUGCUGAGAAGGCAACAUUGAAAGGGGAAAGUGAAGACAAUGACGAUUGCUUUGCACCUGAACCACCAAAACUUAAAUCGUCAUCACCAAUCACAGAAAUCUUCGAAGCUUUCAAAAAUCCAUUGACUGGAGUUGGUUUCCUGGAACCACUUCCAAGCAUGCCUUCACUUGCCUUCUGUUCUUACGAUGCCAUCAUGUGGCUUCACAAUCGGAUCGAAGGUGUCAUCGAUGCUAUUGAAAUUCUUGAAAUAAUGCGAUCGAAAAAGUUGAUUUGCCAUGCAAGUGGCGACUUCACAACACCGAUCAUUGCAGGCUUUUAUCUUUAUUACAUCGUCAAUCAAGAUCCUGAUUCACCUGACUUCCGCAAACCUCUUGGUGAUCGGGAAGCUUUCGAGAAUGAGUGGAUGGAAGUUGAGAUUCCACUCAAAUAUGUCAUCACAAAUCCAUCAUCGGCUUUGUCAUCUCCAAGUGAAAGAAUUCUCACCGAAGUUGACGUUCCAUCGUUUUUAAGAGACGAAUAUAAUCAAAGAAAUAUUGAUGGAAGACUUUAUCGGCAAUCUCAUUUAGAGGUUGAUUUGUCAUCGAAAAGUGAUCGAAUUGAGUGGGGACAUGCGAGAUAUCACAAGCAAUUCCAACCAGGAAGUUCUUUUGAAAUUACAGUUCAAUGGUUGACAGCAUCAGGUCCGAUUGUCUUUGAUUUAAUCUACGGUUGGAUUCGAAAAGCGCAGCAAUGUGGUUAUCAACUUGUGCCCAUUCCUGCAGAUCCAAUGGCUGAACCUUUCAUCGAUAAAUCAGAUCCAUUACGUGGUCCAAUGUUUGUGCCUUUAAACAUCGAUUGUCUCAUGCAAAAUCGUUCGGAGUUGUUCGAAGACUUCAAGAAGGAAACUUGGGCUGAUCGAAUGCUUUUAUUUCAAGAUGAAAUUGUGAGACGAUUUGGUUUUGUGAUGCGUGCAUGUGAGACACAAACGGGAACGAAUGACAUAAGUGUCGACUGGCAAUACGUUCAUGUGACUGGAAAUAUGUUCAUUUUAGUUCCAUCAAGUGAUCGACCGUCGUUGAGACGUCUUGGUUUGAGCGUAGGCGGUCAUUCAAGUCCAUUGGCUGAAAGUUUAGGUGCACAGAAACGACUGAAGAAUUAUUACCACGGUCAACAAGAUUCGGGCCCACAAAAAGAAAAUUAUAUCAGUAGACAUGUUCAAAAAGAUCCAAACGUGUCGAAAGAUUCAAGUGACGAUGGAUUCAGUAAUGGAAUCAGUGGAAUUAAAAUCGGAUUCUUAUGGCAAUGGAAUCACAUGAUAGCUAAUAAGAAAUGGAAAUCUCUUGUGAUUAACGGAACUGAUGAACUUUUCCAACUUCGACUGCUUCGAAUUGGAAGAGAUUUGGUCAAAGCGCUUGUUGAAAACGGCGCAAAUGUUGUUGGUGUUUCUCGUUCUGCUGGUCCAUUAGAUGCGCUUAAAGAAGAGUUGAAAGGUAAAAAAUUCCAUCCCGUUCAGCUCGACUUGGGAAAUUGGAAAUUAACAAAGGAAACGCUUGGCAAGUUGGACAUGAAAUUCGAUGGAAUUGUUAACAACGCCGGCAUCGCUGUUGUUAAUCCAAUUGAAAAAGUCACAGAAGAAGAGAUUGAUCUAUUGUUCAAUGUGAACUGGAAAGGUUGUUUCAAUGUCAUUCAAACUCUUCUGCCGAAGAUUAAAGAAGGCGGAUCAAUCGUCAAUGUGUCUUCGGUGUCUGGACUAACAAGCUUUUGGGGACAUGGUGUAUAUUCUUCAACAAAAGCUGCUCUAGAUGCUCUCACAACCACUCUGGCUAUUGAACUUGCUCCGAAGAAAAUUCGUGUGAAUUCUGUUAAUCCAACAGUUAUCCUAACAAAGUUGGGUCGUGAAGCUUGGGCUGAUCCAGAAAAGUCAAACGCAAUGAAAGAAAAAAUUCCAUUUAAGAGGUUUGGCGAAAUUAAGGAAGUCGUUGAGCCCAUCAUGUUCUUAUUGAGUGAUCAAUCCAGUUACAUCAAUGGUAUUAAAAUGCCGAUCGAAGAUCCGCAAUGGGAUAUUGAAAAAGUGAAAGAACUGGUUGCACCUCAACUUGGGUUACAGCCUAAUGAAGUAAAAAUUAUAUUUGCUGGAAAAGAGUUAGAAGAUUCGACGACAAUAAGCGAAUGUGACUUGGGACAGAAAAGUGUUUUGCAUGCAGUUAAAGCACGUUCAAGACGAAAUGAAGAGAUAAAGACUAAAAAGUGCCUUGAAUCGAUCUUCGAUGAAGCAGUUGAAGAUGCAGGAGCUUUAUCGUCAAAACCUUUUUCUUCAACUUUAAUUGACCUUCAGAUUAGUAACGAAGAGAGACAAAAUCUUCAAUUAGCUGAUGUUGAACGAACAAAGGCUCAUUUCUUCGUUCAUUGUCCUGAGUGUAAAAAACUUUGUCGUGGAAAGUUGAGAGUUCGUUGUAAUAUUUGUAAAGGUGGCGCGUUUACAGUUCAUCGUGAUCCAAGUUGUUGGGAAGACGUUCUCGAGCCAAACCGUAUUCAUGGACAUUGUGAAAGUAACGAAAUUGCUUGUGUAUCAAAUGAAGAAAAUGAUUUGCCAUUUGCUGAAUUUUAUUUCAAAUGUGCGGAACAUCCAUCAGGUGGUGAAAAAGAUUUCGCAGCUCCAUUAAAUUUAAUAAAAACAAAUCUAAAAAAUGUGCCAUGUCUUGCGUGUGGUGAUGUCAACGAUCCAGUUAUUGUCUUUCCUUGUGCAGCCGGUCAUGUCAGUUGUUUAGAUUGCUUUCAACUUUAUUGUUCGUCACGUCUUCAAGAUCGACAAUUUAUGCCCCAUCCAGACAUCGGCUACACAUUGCCAUGUCCCGUAGGCUGUGAGAAUUCCUUCAUCGAAGAAGUUCAUCAUUUUAAACUCUUAUCAAAGGAACAAUAUGAUCGUUACCAACGUUUUGCUACUGAAGAAUUUGUAUUACAAUCAGGCGGCGUUUUAUGUCCACAACCUAAUUGCGGAAUGGGAAUUAUUGUUGAUGAAGACUGUACGAGAGUUCAUUGUCUGAGUGGAUGUGGCUUCGUCUUUUGUAAAAAUUGCCGACAAGGCUUUCACAUUGGUGAUUGCAUUCCUGAUUCACCAGCUGUUAACAACACUUCAAGCAGUUGUGAAUAUGCAGUUGAUCCCAAUCGUGUUGCUGGUGCACGAUGGGAUGAAUCGUCGAAAAUCACAAUAAAAGUCACAACAAAGCCGUGUCCGAAAUGUCGUACACCAACAGAACGUGCUGGCGGUUGUAUGCACAUGGCGUGCACAAGAGCUGGUUGCAAUUUUGAAUGGUGUUGGAUUUGUCAAACUGAAUGGACACGUGAUUGUAUGGGAGCGCAUUGGUUUGGCUAAAUAUGACUCUUGUUAGUUGAGCAAUUAGUUAAUUAAUUGUGUAAAUUAAGUCUGAUAUUAAUCAAAAUAAACAACAUGUAACUUUUGAUGGAUUAGAUUUGUUUUAUUUUGCAAUAAAAAAAGAG